GUUGCUCUCGGCGCGGGUGAGUCGGUCGCGCGCACUGAUGUGAAUCAGAGCCACUCGUGUUCGCGCUCGCCGGAGUCAAAGUGAUUUUGAGGAGAAAUGAAACACGCUCGCUGAUCUGAGCUCAGUUCGAGACGAACAUCCGCGUUGACUGGAAGUUUAUUAUUUCUCACGAACGGAUGAAAUUCAUCAUCUGAGGAGAUUUCUGCUGCUGGAUUUGGUGCUCAGAAUGAAUUAGAAUGACCUACAGAUGGUGUCUUUUUGUCUCCGGUGGCACCAUGUUCCUCAAGUAGGGUGGGGGGGUGUUGCCCCAUUUUGCCAUGAAAGGCUACACCCCCCAACGCACCCGUCACCCGUCCAACUGCGAACCGCCCCGUUCUCCCGGUCACCUGGGAUCUCUCUACGCCCCCUCCCCAUCCUCCACCCUGUCUCGUACUCCAUAUCUCCCGUCAUCAGUCAUGGAUCACUACGGUGCCCUGGAUCCUCAUCACUUCUCUCCAUCCCCAAGACAAGGGGGUCUUCCACCCGACUGUCUGAUGCCCCUCAACAACCAGCUGUCAUCCAGCAGUACCUUCCCUCGCAUCAACUACAACUCACACUUUGAUCAGGAAGAGUUCGGCCCCUCCUUGGGGGAAACUAUGGGGGGAAUCGGCACAGGCACGAUGGGCUCCUCCAUGUCUAUGGGAACGGGUCUCGGAGUGGGACGGACCGCUAUGAUCACCAGUGGAUCCGCCACUAUAUCUGGGGCUGGAAAGAUGAAUCGUUUGCCGCCCAAUCUCCUGGACCAGUUUGAGAAGCAGUUGCCAGGGCAACAGGACGGCUUCAGCACGUUACAGUUCCAUCGUAGCACCGCGGUGACGGCAACCAAGCAACAGCAACAACAACGCACGGAUAGUCCGGGAAAAAUCCGCUAUCUAGUUCACUCCGUCCAGAAACUGUUCGCAAAAUCACAAUCGCUGGAAAACUCGGCCAUCAAGAGUAACGUGAACGGUCGCAACAGCAGGGCGUCCGGCGCCGAUGACAAGCAUCGGCGAAGCAAGAGCAAAGACCGGGCCAAGAGCGAAGGAACGGCCAAGCGGAGGCCGCGCUCCAACAUGUCCGGAUACUGGAGUUCCGACGACCUGGAUAGCGAUAUCAGUAACUAUAGGAACCCCGCGGCCAUGAUGACUUUGGCCCGGACGCCGGUGGGAUCCGGACACAGGCAGGACGGUCAGGUGGCGUCCAGGUAUUUCAUGCAAGGCUACAGCACCAUCAGUGAGCACACAUUGAAAUCUUCAAAGAGCAACAGCGACCUGAAGCACCAGGCGCUCCCUGCACUCCCGGGUCCUGGUGGAGGAGACGGAAGAGGAGCGAUGUUUGAUGGAAACUUUGGUAAAGGGGGACCGUGGUCCACGCUUACGUUAGGGCCCACCCGACAAGUUUGCCAAAAGGGUUCGGCCACUCUGGAUCGCACCUUGCUGAAAUCUAAAUCAGUUCAGCAAGACCUGGGCCGCCAUUUCCUACAGGUUCAAGGAAGGAUGCCCUCUACAGGUGAAUGGUUGGGCACCCCAGGCAGAAGUGGCGCGAUGGGCGAGAUCCCGUGCAGACGGAUGCGCAGCGGAAGUUACGUGAAAGCCAUGGCCGACCUGGAGGACAGCGAUGACUCCGAUGGAAGUCCCAAACCCUCCCCGAAAGGCGCUGCGCGAAGACAGAGCUACUUACGUGCUACACAGCAGUCACUGAGCGAUCAGUUCCCCUCCAGAAACCGUCUGCUGGAUUACUCGAUGCUGCAGGGGGAUUUGGAGGCCCUCUGGUCCCCCCUCCACAGCAUCACAACCCUGCAGCAGAUCGGACGUUCUGUCAGUUGUCUUCCGUCUCUGCGAGAGUUCUCCGGGAACAGGAGCCUGGAUAAUCUGGACUGCAUCGGAAGCGGUUCUCUGUUCCCAAACUGGGAUGAUGAUGACUUCAGUCAGGGCUGCAGUACGUUGGGUCGCGGGAGCUGCAUCAGUCAGGUGCGAGACAUGGAGAUGAGCCAGCAUUAUGCAGAUGAGCUGGAUGACAUCGCUUACUCUCGCUCCAAUGAGCCUCCUGAUAUGCCCAUGCCAACAUGCUUCCGCUCCCGUAGUCAUAGUUACCUCCGUGCCAUCCAGGCGGGCUGUUCCCAAGACGACGACACGGCAUCAAUGGAUUCUGAUUCACCGCCACCCACCACGACAACAACUGUACGCACAUACAGCAAUAGCACCGUGUCCACAUGUAUGACCACUUGUAAGAAGGUGGCUCCGCCCCCUGUUCCACCCCGCACCACCUCCAAACCUUUCAUCUCCGUUACCGUUCAGAGCAGCACCGAAUCGGCACAGGAAUGUUACCCCGACCAUCAGGACCGCAGAAGUGAGGCCAACAGCCAAUCAGGACGCAGCAACUCUUCCGACAGUCUCGACAGCACGCAGGCCAACAGUCUGGCCAAGGGUUUACGACCUCAGUUCCCCGUCGCUGCGCCCCGUGAACCCCAGAUCCCAGCGGCCGUCGUGAUCUCUCCCAAACCUCUCCGUGACUCUCGUAACGAGCAGGUAAAGGGGGAAACUCUCGGUUCGGACGAGCCCCCGACAGACCCCGUACCGCGGCGAAAACUGUCCUCUAUUGGAAUACAGGUGGACUGUGUUGAGGAAAUCCAACCUAAAGUUGAGACGCCACCAUUGGCCAGAUUCCAGUCUAUCGGCGUUCAAGUGGAGGACGGCUGGACGUACAGCCGGUCCAGUAGCAUGGCAUCACGUCAAGAGACUGACUCGGACACACAGGAUCUCUCCUUAACCUCGCUCACAACAUUUCCAUCCAACUCCAAAAGCAUCGAAAAGAAAGUCAUGGUGAACAACGCCAGCCAAUCGGUGGACUCUCCUCCACAUCUCUCCCUUGACAACGGUAACCAUGACGAUGAUGAUGUUGUCGUGACGACCAGCGGACCGUCUCGACAGAUCCUGACCAAUCGAUCGACGACGCAGAGCAGCUCGUCUUCAUUCUCCGAGAGUUUAGAUCCGGCCCUGGACCCCUCGUCUCUGCCCCCGCCCGACCCCUGGCUGGAGAGCGGGAAUGGGACCGGGAACGGAUGCCCCGCACAGACGUUGUCGGGGACGACGGGUGGGUCGGCAUGCCGACGGGAUGGUCAUUGGUUCCUUAAACUGCUGCAAGCUGAGACUGGGAGGAUGGAGGGCUGGUGCAGUCAGAUGGAGAAAGAGACCAAAGAACAUCAGCUGUCAGAGGAGGUAUUGGGAAAGGUUCGCAGUGCAGUGGGCAGCGCUCAGCUGCUGAUGUCUAAGAAAUUCCAACAGUUCAGAGGACUGUGUGAACAAAACCUGAAUGUGAACUCAAACCCGAGACCCACGGCUCAAGAUCUGGCCGGCUUCUGGGAUCUUCUGCAGCUCUCCAUAGAGGACAUCAGUCUCAAAUUUGAUGAACUUUAUCAUCUCAAAGCAAAUGACUGGAAACUGGCUGGAGAGUCACCAGAGAAGCAGGAGAAUCAGAAACAGGCUCCUCCCGUGCCCAAGAAACCCGGCAAGAGUAAAGGCGCUCUCACCAAAGACAAGAGCAACGACACGGUGGACAAACAGAGACAGGAGGCUCGCAAGAGAUUGAUGGCUGCUAAGAGAGCUCAGUCUGUCAAACAGAACUCGGCCACGGAGAGCGCCGACAGUAUCGAGAUCUACGUCCCCGAGGCCCAGACACGACUAUGAGGAUGUAUCCGGUACAACGCUCAAGGGCUCGGCCAUCACGCGUCUACUCCCAUAUGAAAGCUGCUUUAUAAAGUGAGAGAGAGUGACCAAAAAUGUCACACAUACUAUAUAUACGGCACUUUUGAUGGGGCUGCCAAGGAAACCUCACAAAGACUCGUAUUAGCUGCAAUCAUUCAUAUUAAUAUUAUUAUACUGGUAUUCAAUAAUGAUUUGUCUCCUAAAUUCUAUAACAGAUUUUGCAUAGCGUGUAAACCGUUAGAAAUGCGCAUUCGUCCCAAUCCCUGGCUAAAAUCGCCGUCUUCCUGUCCUAACUUCCAUCAGUCAAUCCCUCAUUUCAAAUCUAGCGUGUGUGGAUUGAUGAAAAGAUUUGAAUGUCACAUCAGCUGUUGGUUGAUAAUACGAACCAUAAAAUCGAAAUAGUUUGAGGUGUCCGGCAGGUGGCUUUCAUCUCCGUCCUGUGUCAGAUAUUUGUGCAGGUACAGUACAGGGUGUUGUAUUUUUAUAUUCUUCUCUCUUAUGUUUCGUGUCCAGUUUUAAGUGGGAAACACUAAGCUAAUAUUGUAUUCAAUCAAGUGCCUGUGGUCAUUAUGUGGGUAACAUGUAGCAAUAUCAGAGGUUAUAUCAUCAAAAUGAUUAUUAAAUUUCAGGGCCUGUAAAUCCCAGUACGUGUAGUAUAGCCACCGUUUGUGGCCAAUUUUAACAUGAUGAUAAACUGCAAUUUUAGAGCUCAAUGCUUUCAGAUUUGUUGUGAAACAAAAUGUUAAAAAUGUACUCCUCAUCACUUCUGUUUGUCAGAAUUGUGUGUUUUGUUGGCAAGUUUAAAUUGUUAUGAUCAGGAAAUCUAUUGAAGUAUUUAAUCAUUUUGGUAUCAAAUAAGACAUUCAUUUGACCUCUCAUGGGUUAAUUUGGUCUGUAGACACAUUAUUUGUCUCUAUUUAGUAAGAUUGAAUUCAACCGGGCAAUUUAGCCAAACGUCCCCCAAAUCUGCCCCACCUCAGCAUUUAACAGCUGAAUUAUUGACUCCUAUUGUGUGUUUUGUUUUGUAUUAUUGAUGCAAAUUGGAUCUUUUUCCAGUCGUUUUGGCCAUUAGCACUUGUUUUGUUUGUUGACGGUUCUCUCGAAACAUUCACAGCUUUUCAGUCCUGUUCCACUGAUGCUCCUGAUGAUGUCAUAUCCUCUAGUAAUUCAUUGGAUGAAGUUUAGAAGUCAGUUUAACACGGUUCAGAUCAGUGCUCGGUUGCAUAAACUUCUAAAAUUCUUAGAAGUUAGUCAUGUAUUUUUUUCUUCAAAACAGUCAUAACUUCAUGGCUCUCAUGUGAGAAAAUGUAAUGUUAGAUGAGCCACAGCGGAUCUAGAUCACAUCAUCACCGAAAUAAAACCAAGAAAGACUUUUUGCCAAAACAAGCCUGCUCAGAACCAUUUAGAUUUUUGUCUGUGUUCUUAGUUUCAUGAUAAUCCAUCAGAUGUAUUCCCAAUUUCACCAAACCAACCAUUUUUGCAAAUGUGGAAUAACAGGAAAGUGUUUAAUCUUCACGAAAAUAAUGUCUGAGUGCAAAUGAUAAAAUCCUGCACUGUAAAAAAUACUUUGCUGCCUAAAAUUUUUUGUUAAAUCAACUCAGAUUUACAAGUCAUUUCAACUUAUUGUUAUUUAUCUUGACUAUUGAUGAGUUGGUAUAACUACAGGUGAGUUGUUAUAACUUAUAAAUUAAGUUGACUUUUCUCAACUAUAUUUUAUAAGUUGUGACAACUCAUCUCUGUUGACAUGACUUGUAAAUCUGAGUUGAUUUAAUAAAAAAUUUUAAGGCAUCAAAGUAUUUUUUACAGCAUCACAGACAUCUUAAGUAAAGUUUAUAAAUCAGUACACAAACUUUAUAAAAAGAUAUGCGCUGCAUGCCCAUACUAGUUUUUAUUCGAUGCAUUUCAUGUUUAUAUUUUUAAUUGCACUGUAAAAAAAGAUUUGUUGGUUCAGCUUAAAAAAGUAAGUUAAACUUACAACUUAAAAAUAUUAGUUUAAUUGCAGAGGAUUUUCUUUUUCUGGGUGGAUCAUCAAGGCAAUUGCAUUUUUUUUAAAAAGUGGAGAAGGCGAUUCUUUUCUACAAUUCGAGAAAAUCCUCGCUACACCUUUAAGUUAAAACAACUUAAUAUUUUAAGGCAACAUUUAACUUACUUUUUUUAAGUUGAACCAACUUUUUUUCUUUACAGUGUAUUGGCACAAACCUUUUCAUAUGAAAUCAUAAAAUUGUUUAGGGGUUUAUAAAUGAUCAGCUGUAAAGCUUAGUGUUUAUUCACUUUCUGGCUAUGUUCAUGCCAAAGUGCCCAGUUCCAAAUUUCUACUCGGAUGUGUUUUAUUUUAUUUGACAUGAAAUUGGUGUUUCAUUCUGUUGUCCUUAUUUAAGAUGUACAUCAAUGCAUAUUUAUUAUUAAAACAAAACCCAAACUUUGUUCUGAUUUGAUCAUAUCAGAUUCAAUGUGAUUCUUGUGAUUUGUCAUAUCAGAAUUAGAUUUGGGUCACAUUCAGCUAUAGUCUGAAUUCAGCUGAUGUUAAAAAAUGAAAACUGUUUAUCAUGUAUUCCUGGUCAAUUCUUGUUGUCUACAUGUCCAUGGGCUUCCCUAACACACAGAGACAGCAGCGUCUUGUGGAUUACAGAGAUUUGAGAAAUCGAAAGACGUCUGUGUUUGGAUUCAGUCGUGACAUCUUAAGCAUUUCAACUUUGUUCAUGCUGCUUGGAAACUAAUAAACAGUUUUAUAUUCUUGAUAAGUGACUGAUCUACAGCACUGGAACCUUCUCAUCUCUUCUCAUCUGAGAUGGACGUUCUCCUCUCCAUCUCAUCUCUUCUCAUCUGCUGACAGAAGACAUCAGGCUUGCUCCUUUCUUUCUUCAGCUCUUUUACUAUAAAGUAGUUUAUUGAGGGUCAUCGAAGUAAAUGAUCUAAAUGCAAGAGUUUGUAGCAACAAGAAUUAAGAUUUUUAUUAUUAUAAAGAUUGAUAAUCAAUAUUUUAUGAAACAAGCACAUAUUUUACUGAUUAGGAAUUUGUUCAGUGUGUCUAAUAUGAAGUUUAGAUUGUGAAUGUCUGGCUCUUUUGUUUAGGAAGAAAUACAGUAAACCUGA
Paramisgurnus dabryanus is the source of this 6815-nucleotide messenger RNA. RefSeq names its product discs, large (Drosophila) homolog-associated protein 4b (gene dlgap4b). The record is from RefSeq and is a predicted model, not a curated record. Gene Ontology annotation, molecular function: molecular adaptor activity. Gene Ontology annotation, biological process: signaling. Lineage: Eukaryota; Metazoa; Chordata; Actinopteri; Cypriniformes; Cobitidae. Gene Ontology annotation, cellular component: postsynaptic specialization; glutamatergic synapse.